Messenger RNA from Juglans microcarpa x Juglans regia, 1215 nucleotides. RefSeq names its product xyloglucan endotransglucosylase/hydrolase protein 9-like. Gene Ontology annotation, cellular component: apoplast; cell wall. NCBI's taxonomy places the organism in Eukaryota, Viridiplantae, Streptophyta, Magnoliopsida, Fagales, Juglandaceae. The coding region runs from base 65 to 943 and encodes 292 amino acids. The record is from RefSeq and is a predicted model, not a curated record. The transcript has 4 exons. Gene Ontology annotation, biological process: xyloglucan metabolic process; cell wall biogenesis. Gene Ontology annotation, molecular function: xyloglucan:xyloglucosyl transferase activity; hydrolase activity, hydrolyzing O-glycosyl compounds.
CUACAGAGCAUUUCAGUGUAGAAGCUUCACCUUGCUCACUCUCUCUCACACCCUCGUUCCUGCAAUGGCUGUUUCACUGACUUUGUUCUUAAGUUUCUUUGUGGCACUUGUAUCGCUGGGUUUGGUUAGCUCGGCGAAGUUUGAGGAGCUCUUUCAGCCUAGCUGGGCUAUGGACCAUUUCAUGUAUGAAGGAGAGCUUCUGAAGCUCAAACUCGACAAUUUUUCCGGCGCCGGGUUUGCAUCGAAGAGCAAGUAUAUGUUUGGGAAAGUGAGCAUUCAGAUCAAGCUUGUGGAGGGAGACUCCGCCGGAACUGUUACCGCUUUCUAUAUGUCAUCGGACGGUCCAAAUCACAAUGAGUUUGAUUUCGAGUUCCUUGGCAACACCACAGGGGAGCCUUAUUCGGUCCAGACCAAUGUGUAUGUGAACGGCGUGGGUAACCGGGAGCAAAGGUUGAACCUUUGGUUCGACCCCACCAAAGAGUUCCACUCCUACUCCCUCUUCUGGAACCAGCGCCAAGUUGUAUUUUUGGUGGAUGAGACCCCAAUAAGAGUGCAUACCAACAUGGAAAACAAAGGAAUACCAUUUCCCAAGGACCAGGCCAUGGGUGUGUACAGCUCAAUUUGGAAUGCGGAUGACUGGGCAACACAAGGCGGUAGGGUGAAGACGGACUGGACACACGCACCCUUCAUUGCCACCUACAAGAACUUCGAAAUCGAUGGUUGCGAGUGCCCAGUAACGGUGGCGGCAGUAGACAAUGCCAAGAAGUGUGUGAGUAGUGCAGAGAAGAGGUAUUGGUGGGACGAGCCCACAUUGUCGGAGCUCAAUGUGCACCAAAGCCACCAGCUGUUGUGGGUAAAGGCCAAACACAUGGUCUAUGACUAUUGCACUGACACGGCUAGAUUUCCUGUCAUGCCUACAGAAUGUGUGCACCACCGUCACUAGUGGUGUGACCAGUGCAGGAGAGGAGUUGUCCGGGGAAGACUUUGUAAAAAAGGGUAGCGGGGGAGUUGUUGGGAGAUCAAAUCAAAGUCAUAAAAACAUUGUGAUGGGUCUGCUUGGGAACAUUGUAAUAUAAGAAAGUGGGGGCAGGGGGGAGGUUGGGGGAUCAAAUCAAAAAGUUGUCAUAAAAUUACAUGUGCUUCAUGUUGUGGUCUGUCAUUUAAGUUUCAGCUUGUAUGAUAUAUAUGAUGGGUGAUGAUUUUAUCUUUUUUAUU